CAUUUUUAUGUCCUAUAAAUAAGAUAUGCAUUUCGGCAUUACUAAGCAUCACUAUUAGCCCAACAUCCAUCGUAUCCAACAAAGUUCAGUUUUAUUUUGUGGAUCAUCCAUGGCUAUGGAAAAUGUUAGACGUAGGGGUAUCGGAGGGAGAGCACCCUCGCGCGACCAUAUUUUUGAAGAAUUUGUACCUUAUUCAGGGUGGACAGAGGAUGUAAAUGGUCGUUAUCUUCUCAUCGAUCUGCCUGGUUUCAAAAGGGAAGAGGUUAAGCUUAGUAUUGAUGGAUCAGGCAAUAUGACGGCCACUGGACAAAGGCAAGUAAAUGAGGACAAAAUGGUUUAUUUUGACCAAUCAUUUAAAUUGCCAGAAAAUUCAGAUGUUGAUAAGAUAUCCGGAAGAUUUGAAGGUGAGAUUCUUUAUGUAACUGUCCCAAAGCAAGCAGUAGAAGAAAAGAGAGAACAUGAGACUGUGAAAGAAAAUGUCAGUGAUAAAGCAAAACAAAUAGAACAUGAAAAGCCUAUCAAUGAUGAAAGUUUGAAUAGAGAUGACCACCACCACCACCACCACCACCGCGACAAGCCUGGUAGUAUCCAUGGCCACGAUAGUGAGAUGGAGAAAAGAAGCAACACUGGUAAUAUUCAUGGCCACGAUAGUGAGACAGAGAAAAGGAGCAGCAGAAAUGCCCCCAUGUGUUUCUCCAAAGAGACAAUAGAGGGAUGGGAGAAUGAAUCUGGUCUUUUGGGAAGUGCUGUGAAGUUGCUUAAAAGGAACAAGGGGAUUGUUAUGGCAGCUGUAUUAGCGUUUUCACUAGGGGUAUUGGUAACACGUAAGUUGGAAUCACCUGGAUAUUGAGGAAGCUCUCGACCCUGCACUGUAUGCAGUGUCUGCCCUCAUAUCAUUAUUAUGUUGUCUGCACUGCAGAUUUGUAAUUACAGUAGCCUAAAUCUACCUAUGUACAGAAUAAAAAUGCUUUGCAAAUAUCCAAAUAAAUGAGAACCAUACAAUUUCUCCUUUC
Quercus robur (English oak) is the source of this 1013-nucleotide messenger RNA. Its product is annotated as inactive protein RESTRICTED TEV MOVEMENT 2-like. Bases 110 to 850 code for a protein of 246 amino acids. The transcript is spliced from 2 exons. The record is from RefSeq and is a predicted model, not a curated record. NCBI's taxonomy places the organism in Eukaryota, Viridiplantae, Streptophyta, Magnoliopsida, Fagales, Fagaceae.